CAUGAUAUCAGAAUCUGGUUGUUUACUGCGUUUAGGCGUCUAAGCAUGGAUUUCCUUGGUAAAGGAAACACCUCGAUUUUGAUUCUCUUGGCUACGGCUUUGUUGCUAACCCCAUGGACUGAUACACAAGGAUGUUCGAUUGAAGAGCUAGGUGUUAAGGUGCCAAGCUCGAAAAGGAUUCCAGACAAGUACAUGACAUCAUCAUCUCACCAGAGUAACGGGAACCAGGCUUUCCGCGGUCGGAUUGGUUUGGAGAGCAAAGGAUCAUGGGCAGAUGGAUGGUGUGCUUAACAGAGCGACCCAUGGCCCUACAUUCAAAUCUUCUUCGGACACCUGACAAACUUUUUCGUCAUUGAGUCUGAAGGAGUCGUCAUUGAUCGCGAAAAGAUGUUUGUUCAAACCUAUGAAGUAUCAACCAGCAACGACUCUAAGGCUUGGAGGUUUUAUUCUGACGGAGGCAUUAAAAAGCAGUUUUAAGCAAAUACCGACGUACAAGCAAAGAACGUGACUUUGACAGACACUUGGGCUCAUUAUAUCCGUAUUCAUCCAACAAGCCGCACAGGAAAAUGGAGGUGUAUGCGUAUUGCCCUGUAUGGUUGUCAAUCAGAUGAUCCAAGAAAGUUCCUUGACACUGAUCUCAUUAGCAAUGGAGCACUUGCAGAGAAGCCUUCAAAAGAAACACUCUUUUUAGUCAUCCCAAUUGUAUUGUUUGGUUGUGUGAUCAUUGCUGGUCUCUUAUGCUUCUGCUGUCGUCACAGACCUAAAAGAGCACGUCGAAUACGAGAAAAGAAAGAAAAGAAAGAGAAAGAAGCGCAGCAUCAGGCAGAGACCAAACUUGGAAUUGAUAAUGGUAUAGUCUAUGAGCAACCACCUCCUUAUGAAUUUCAAACUGUCUCCCUUGACUUCGACCACGACAUGGAAGAUGGCGAAAUGCCGAGCAUUCACCCCACCCAGUCGGAAAAACCUGUUUUUACUGACGAUAACAAGUUCUACUCAUUUGAACGGAACGCUAUUGAUUAUUCCUAAGCUGAAACAACGGUCAGAUUAAGCAUGCACUGAAGACGUGUGGGAGUAGUUCUUCUUCUUUCUUCAUUUGUAAUGAUACCGCUUAGAAUGGAAAUUAUUUCAGCUUUUCCUCAGCAUUGAUUUUAUGGCUUUAUCUAUUCCUUGAGGCCAACUCAAAAUGUACAAUAAGGAACUCGUAAGUUCCAUUAUUUAAUAAACUAAUAAAACACUUUGCCGUGGGAAAUAAACAAAUGGCUUUUAAAUCUAUAAAAAAUUAAAAGUAUUUGUACUUCAUAUGAUUUGAGAGGAGAGUUUUGAGUUGAUAUUUCGUCGCCGGUCUAAACUGUUUGCAAUUAGACUUUAGUGGGGAAAAUUUACUAAUUUGUUGUUUGUUGUUUUGCCUUUACCAUUAUUUUUUGGCUUCCUAAAUGGGUACGAUUUGCUAUUUCAUUUUACAGAUUAACGUUUUGAAGUUAAUCGAUUCCCUGUUAGAGUUACUCCUUUUUUAUUCAGAGGCUGCUCUAUCAUAACAAUAAACAGCAGACAUGUGUUGAAUUCAGAGGUCUCCCGUAAGCUGAUAUUCUCAGCAUGAAAACGAAAGGCCGGAAACAAUUAUCAUGGGAAAAGUCCCCAUUAAUUUUUAAUUGCUGUGUGAGCAUGCUCACUAAUAUUACUAAGAAUGGAGAGUUUCCGAAUCGCUUACAGGGCAUCUUUAUAAAAAAAAAAAAGGUCAAAAUAAGUCGAGGAAGAC
Stylophora pistillata is the source of this 1756-nucleotide messenger RNA. Its product is annotated as putative carboxypeptidase X1. The record is from RefSeq and is a predicted model, not a curated record. Lineage: Eukaryota; Metazoa; Cnidaria; Anthozoa; Scleractinia; Pocilloporidae. Gene Ontology annotation, molecular function: signaling receptor activity. Gene Ontology annotation, cellular component: plasma membrane.